UCGCGGCUUAGACUCCAGAAGCAAGCCCCGUUCAGAGGGGCCUCCCGGUCCUAGAUGGGCGACCACGUUCCUCCGCGGAGGAUUUGGGGGCCUUGGAGCCCGAAACGCGGCCUUGGCGGCACGAAAUCCGGACACACCUCCCCCGUUCGGGCCGCCAGUCUCGCCCCGGCCCACCUCCGCGCUGGAUUCUUAAAGGGCCCACGGGCCGGAGCCAGCAGAGGCGCCGAGCCGGGCCGGGCCUGGGCGAGCUGCCGGAGCGACCCGGGCUGGGCCAGGGAUGGCGGCGGCCGUGGCGUGGGUCCCGGCGGCGCCCCGCGCAAGUUCCUGAGCUGGUGCCAGGAAGGUGACACCGUCUUCCUGCAGCCCCCAGCAUGUGGGCAGGCCUUGGUGCCGCUGUCACUCUGGCCCAGGUGUUGACAGUGGCAUGGGCCACAGAGCUCAAGCCCACAGCGCCACCCAUCUUCACUGGGCGACCCUUUGUGGUAGCAUGGGAUGUGCCCACGCAGGACUGCGGCCCACGCCUCAAAGUGCCACUGGACCUGAAGGCCUUUGACGUGCAGGCCUCACCCAAUGAGGGUUUCGUGAACCAGAACAUCACCAUCUUCUACCGGGACCGCCUGGGCCUGUAUCCACGCUUCGACUCGGCGGGGCGCUCUGUGCACGGGGGCGUGCCGCAGAACGGCAGCCUGUGGGCACACCUGAAGGCACUGCAGAACCACGUGAAGCACUACGUGCGCACGCAGGAACCCGCGGGGCUGGCCGUCAUCGACUGGGAGGACUGGCGGCCCGUGUGGGUGCGCAACUGGCAGGACAAGGACGUGUACCGCCGGGUGUCACGCCAGUUGGUAGCUAAUCGCCACCCUGACUGGGCCUUGGACCGCGUAGUCAAGGAAGCGCAGUACGAGUUCGAGUUCGCAGCGCGGCAGUUCAUGCUGGAGACCCUGCGCUUUGUCAAGGCGGUCCGGCCCCGGCACCUGUGGGGCUUCUACCUCUUCCCCGACUGCUACAACCACGACUACGUACAGAACUGGGAGACCUACACGGGCCGCUGCCCUGACGUCGAGGUCUCCCGAAACGACCAGCUGGCCUGGCUGUGGGCUGAGAGCACGGCCCUCUUCCCCUCUGUCUACCUGGACGAGACCCUUGCUUCCUCUGUCCAUGGCCGCAAUUUUGUCAGCUUCCGGGUGCAGGAGGCCCUUCGUGUGGCUCACACCCACCACGUGGACCACGCGCUCCCUGUCUACGUCUUCACGCGGCCCACCUAUAGCCGCAGGCUCACUGGGCUCAGCGAGAUGGAUCUCAUCUCCACCAUUGGUGAGAGUGCAGCCCUGGGCGCGGCCGGCGUCAUUCUCUGGGGCGACGCAGGCUACACCACCAGCACGGAGACCUGCCAGUACCUUAAGGAUUACCUGACACGGCUGCUGGUACCCUACAUUGUCAACGUGUCCUGGGCCGCCCAGUACUGCAGCUGGGCCCAGUGCCAUGGCCACGGGCGCUGUGUGCGCCGCGACCCCAGCGCCAGUACCUUCCUGCACCUCAGUGCCAGCAGCUUCCGCCUCGUGCCUACCCAUGCCCCAGGUGAGCCCCAGCUGCGACCAGAGGGGGAGCUCAGCUGGGUCGACCUCAACCACCUGCAGAUGCACUUUCGCUGCCAAUGCUACCUAGGCUGGGGUGGCGAGCAGUGCCAGUGGGACCAUAGGCGGGCUGCCGGCCGUGCCAGUGUGGCCUGGGCUGGGUUGCACCCCACUGGCCUGCUGGCUGUGGCAGCCCUGGCUCUCACCUGGACUUCAUAGGGGUCUCUCACCCAUCUGUCAGGCAGGUAGGAGCCUGCAAGGGGUGAAUGAACAAAUCUGGAGGCAGCACAGCCCCUGGAUGCCCAGUAGGGUGUCUGUAGCAGCCCUCACUCCCCUGUUCUAAGGGGGAAGGGCAGUCCCCUGGGAGGCCCCUUAUCUCCCUGCCAGAGAGGGAGAGGGUCACAGCCAGACCUUGGGGGGGACCUAACCCUACUCCCCCGGCCCUGGAUGGUUUAUUAUUAUUAUUUUGGGGUCUCUUUUGUAAGUUAAAUAUAAAACAACUGCUCCUGUGCUUGAA
Molecule: messenger RNA, 2091 nt
Organism: Manis javanica (Malayan pangolin)
Lineage: Eukaryota; Metazoa; Chordata; Mammalia; Pholidota; Manidae
Gene: HYAL2
Product: hyaluronidase 2
Biological process (GO): carbohydrate metabolic process; hyaluronan catabolic process
Cellular component (GO): cytoplasmic vesicle
Molecular function (GO): hyalurononglucosaminidase activity; hyaluronoglucuronidase activity
Source: RefSeq, a predicted model, not a curated record